Molecule: messenger RNA, 1185 nt
Organism: Candida dubliniensis CD36
Lineage: Eukaryota; Fungi; Ascomycota; Pichiomycetes; Serinales; Debaryomycetaceae
Exons: 1
Coding region: 1-1185 (394 amino acids)
Biological process (GO): maturation of SSU-rRNA from tricistronic rRNA transcript (SSU-rRNA, 5.8S rRNA, LSU-rRNA)
Cellular component (GO): small-subunit processome; nucleolus
Source: RefSeq, a predicted model, not a curated record
AUGGGUCUGGCUUUAUUUCUUUUUUUUUUUUUUUCUAGCACCUAUUUUUUUCUUUCUCUUAUAAAUCGAUGGAACACAAAAAGAUCUGUUACGAUGAGUUUGAAAAGAAAGAAAAAAAAAAAAAAAGCCUUGCUUCCACUACAACCCGUAGUUCCUACAAUAUCGACCAUGUCAAAGGUGGACACUCUAUUAAAGGAAAUCAUAUCGUCUACUAAAUCAGCUGAGGAUUCAGUAAAAGGCUUGAUAGCGUUUGUCAAGGGCUCAUCUUCUCAGCAUCCAGAGUUAGUGCGGAACUUAUUAGCAAAAUCAAACUUGCCGUUGGAGGGGGUGUCUUUAUUGGGGUUGAAAAAUGAAUCAUUGGCUUCCUAUAUCAACAAUAUAGUGCUUGUUGUUUUGGCACAUCUUGAGUGUCUAGAAAAUGAUCUGGACACGGGAUCUAGCGCUGUUGAGCGAUCGAUAGUCCAGCGAGUGACGUUGGAAAAAGGCGUUAAACCACUUGAAAAGAAACUUAGUUAUCAAUUGGACAAAAUGAUCAGGGCAUAUGGGCGAAUGGAACAAGAUGAAAUGAAAGCCGAACAAAAAUUAAGUGACAAGGGAAGUGAAGAGGCUGUCGAGAGCGAUUCAGAAGAUGACUCAGAAGAUGACGAAUUGGCUUAUAGACCAGAUGCAUCAUCGUUGGCCAAAUUGACGUCAUCGAAAACCAAACUGAAACCAUCAUCAGCAGCAGUAUCUCCAUCGAAUGAAAAGUAUAGACCACCAAAGAUAUCGGCAAUGGCGCCUCCGACUGCAGCAAAGAGCCACGACAUUGAUGCGCACAUGACCUCGUCAAAGAAUCGUAAGUUACAGAGUAUGGAAGAAUACUUGCAAGAGCAAAGUGAUGUGCCAAUGAUGGAGGCGUCGGUGGGGUCCACAAUUGUUGAGCAUGGAAGAGGUGGUGUCAAAACACAGCACGAUCGUAAGAAAGAACAAGAGAUACAAACGUAUGAAGAGGAUAACUUUGUCAGACUACCAACCAAUCAAACAAAGAAAAGUUUCAAGGAAAAACAACGUGAUAUUCGCAAUCAAUUUGCUGGUGAAGACUGGUCGAUGUUUAAUAACAACAAAGAUGUGACUCGCCAAGGUACAUCACGAAAGAGAAAGGCAACCACUGUUUGGGAUAGAGUGAAGAAAAAGAAGAGUGCAUAG